Xyrauchen texanus (razorback sucker) is the source of this 1439-nucleotide messenger RNA. It is a transcript of the gene hmces, whose product is annotated as 5-hydroxymethylcytosine binding, ES cell specific. The transcript has 7 exons. Gene Ontology annotation, molecular function: single-stranded DNA binding. Gene Ontology annotation, biological process: DNA damage response. Bases 107 to 1171 code for a protein of 354 amino acids. The record is from RefSeq and is a predicted model, not a curated record. Lineage: Eukaryota; Metazoa; Chordata; Actinopteri; Cypriniformes; Catostomidae.
UUUACACUAGAUUUACACACAUCUUGUAUAGUGAACCUCAUAGCUCUGCACUACCUCAAAACAAGAACUUAGCCGUUAAGAGUCAGGCAGAUUUGGCGCGAACAGCAUGUGCGGGAGAACGGCGUGCACUCUCGCGCCGGAAGAGCUCAGUCGCGCGUGUCUGUAUCGAGACCGGAGAGGACAACGUAACCGACCUCGAUGGAAGGAUGGAGACACGGAUAAAUACAGACCUUCGUACAACAAAAGUCCUCAAUCCUUCAGCCCCGUCCUGCUUUCCAACAGACACUUCAACAAGGAUUCCCCUGUAGAUGAGUGUGUAUUGACUGCGAUGCGCUGGGGUCUCGUCCCUGCCUGGUUCAAGGAAAAUGACCCCAACAAGAUGCAGUACAGCACCUCUAAUUGCCGUAGUGAAAGCCUCUUUGAGAAGAAGUCUUACAAGGAUCCUCUUCUGAAAGGCCAGCGCUGUGUUGUUCUAGCUGACGGCUUUUACGAAUGGCGGCGACUGGAGAAGGAGAAACAGCCUUUCUUCAUUUACUUCCCACAAAGCCAAGGGGGAAAAGUGCCCUGCCAACAAAGCACACAGGAGGAGAAGAGCGAGCAUAGUCUGGAACAAGGAGAGAGUGAUCAAGAAGACGGUGAUUGGACAGGGUGGCGUCUGCUGACAAUGGCAGGGCUAUUUGACUGCUGGACUCCUCCUAGUGGUGGAGAGGCACUGUACACGUAUACAGUUAUUACUGUAGAUGCCUCACCGAACAUUCAAAGCAUCCACGACAGGAUGCCUGCCGUGCUGGAUGGAGAGGAUGAGGUAAGACGGUGGUUGGACUUUGGAGAAGUGAAAUCACUGGAAGCUAUGAAGUUACUUCAGCCAAAGUCUUCCCUGACCUUUCACCCCGUCUCAUCAUUGGUCAACAAUUCCCGCAAUAAUUCCCCAGAGUGUCUACAGCCUGUAGACCCCACAAUUAAAAAGACCCCUAAGCCUUCAGCCAGCAGUAAAAUGAUGAUGAGCUGGCUUAAGACUGCUUCACCCACUAAGAGGAAGGAUACUGAUGAAGAUGCUGCAUCCAAAGGACCUGAUGGAAAGAUUGAAUCUGAGAAGCAGACAAAACCAAAUGGGCCUCUCCAGCAAUGGCUGCUGGGAACAGGUUCAAGUAAGAAACCAAAAACCUCAUAAUAGAGAAUCAUUACAGGACUGUCAGUGUCCUUGUGCACAGAUUGGAAUGAGCAUUCUCUUCAACCAGAGAGAGGUGUUAUGACUAGAGCUGGUGACCAGUAACUAGUAUGAGAAGACCCACCCAAUGGAUAAAGAGACCCAUCUUAAGAACAGCAUAAGACUCUCGUGGCUUUAACAUGCUUCAAUAUUGGUUAAAACAGUUCAGCACUCAUUUUCCAAGUAUUUAGUGUGUAGAUAUUGGUGUGCAUUUGGUAAUUGCCCUUUUCAU